GUCCUGCGGAAAGCGCUCCGGGCGGGGCGCGUGGAACUGAGGCGCUACGGACUGAGAGUUUGGCGUGGUGCAGUGUACCUAUGAUACAUGCUUUAGAAGCAGAACGUUUUUGUUCAAAGGAAAAAUGGCUCUCAGUCCAUCUGUAGUUCCUCAAGAAAGUGAAGAAAAUAAUGCAAACUAUGUAGAAACAAAACAGUCACAAACUGCUUCCAUUGCUUCAGAAGACCCCCUUCAGAACUUAUGCUUAGCAUCUCAGGAAGUGCUUCAUAAGGCUCAGCAAAGUGGGAGGUCACGGUGUCUCCAGUGUGGUGGCUCAAGGAUGUUUUACUGCUACACAUGCUGUGUCCCAGUGGAAAAUGUGCCCACUGAGCAGAUCCCAUUCGUGCAGCUUCCACUGAAGAUUGAUAUCAUUAAGCAUCCAAAUGAAACAGAUGGAAAAAGCACUGCUGUGCACGCAAAGCUCUUAGCACCCGACUCUGUGAACAUUUACACAUAUCCGUGCAUUCCAGAGUACGAAGGGAAGGAUCACGAGGUUGUACUUGUUUUUCCUGGGCCUCAGUCCAUCUCAAUAAAAGAAGUCUCUUUCCAUCUACAACAAAGGAUUGAAAGGAAAGGCAGAAACAAAGCUGAUGACCUUGAUGUGCCACCUUGUAAACUCAGGAGGACUAAGGCUGAGGAAGGCUGUGAUUUGAGUGAGAGCAUGUGCAAAGGUCCGGAGUUGAAAAGAGUUGUCUUUAUUGACAGCACCUGGAACCAGACAAACCAGAUCGCCUCUGACGAGCGGCUUCGGGAGUUAUUACAAGUUGAACUGAAAACAAGAAAAACUUGCUUUUGGCGCCAUCAGAAAGGAAAGCCAGAUACUUUCCUUUCCACAAUUGAAGCCAUUUAUUACUUCCUAGUAGACUACCAUAGUGCCGUGCGGAAAGAGAAGUACAGGGGACAGUAUGACAACCUUUUAUUCUUCUACUCUUUUAUGUACCGUUUGAUAAAGAAUGCCAGAGGCUCUGGAGAGAAGGCCAGGCCGAAGCUCAUGCAGUAGUUGUGUAUACCCCACAUGUCCUGUGCUCUGCCGAUGCUCACCAGCGAGCCUUGUUCACUCUGGGGCACUGAUCCUGUGUGAUGCCCAUGAGAGGACUCAGAGGACUCAAGAUCCCAGCCUUGUUCAUUUUAUCGUGUUUUUAUAAAGGAGAAUUUGAAUUUUGGCAAUUUUUAAGAGAUGAUCCUGAUUGAAAGACAUAGAUCAGAAGCUAUUUGCUCAUUUUGGGCAUAUCUCAUUAUACUAUACAUUUUUAAUAUGCUGUGUUACAUUUAUGUGGUUGUAAUUAUAUGUGAUUAAAGAGAAUCUUAUCUUUUCA
Messenger RNA from Arvicanthis niloticus (Nile rat), 1355 nucleotides. It is a transcript of the gene Dtwd1, whose product is annotated as DTW motif tRNA-uridine aminocarboxypropyltransferase 1. Gene Ontology annotation, molecular function: tRNA-uridine aminocarboxypropyltransferase activity. NCBI's taxonomy places the organism in Eukaryota, Metazoa, Chordata, Mammalia, Rodentia, Muridae. The record is from RefSeq and is a predicted model, not a curated record. Gene Ontology annotation, biological process: tRNA modification. Gene Ontology annotation, cellular component: nucleus.